Messenger RNA from Fusarium vanettenii 77-13-4, 987 nucleotides. RefSeq lists its product as uncharacterized. Gene Ontology annotation, biological process: catechol-containing compound metabolic process. NCBI's taxonomy places the organism in Eukaryota, Fungi, Ascomycota, Sordariomycetes, Hypocreales, Nectriaceae. The transcript is spliced from 2 exons. The coding region runs from base 1 to 987 and encodes 328 amino acids. Gene Ontology annotation, molecular function: ferric iron binding; catechol 1,2-dioxygenase activity. The record is from RefSeq and is a predicted model, not a curated record.
AUGGCGGCCUCCAAGAUUCCGACUGUCGGCGUGGACCUUAACGCGGGCGUGAUUACUGACGCCGUCAACAAAAUCAACUCUAGCAACCCAGACCCAAGGUUCAAAUAUGUCAUGGAACGGCUGGUCGUGCACCUGCACGACUUUGCACGCGAGACAAGGCUGAGCACUGGCGAAUGGAUGUCCGCUCUCCGCUUUCUUGAGAACACCGGAAAGAUCUGUACCUCCGUCCGGGAUGAAUUUGUGCUCUUAUCCGACAUUCUGGGACUGAGCCUGUUAGUCGACAGCAUCGAUCAUCCCAAGCCCAAGUCCGCAACCGAGGGGACUCUCUUGGGUCCUUUCCACACACACGACUCGGAGGAUGUGGCACACGGAGCGAGCAUCAGCCAAGACGCCGGAGGGCAGCCUCUCCUAGUAGUUUGCACUGUGAGAGAUACACAAGGGCAACCUAUUAAGGGUGUUUCCAUUGAUGUCUGGGAGACAGACUCGACCGGCCACUACGACACCCAAUACGCGAACCGAACUAGGCCUGAUGGGCGAGCCACGCUAGAGACAGAUGCCGAGGGUGUGUUUUGGCUCAAGGGAAUUGUCCCAGUUCCGUACCCUAUACCUGGCGAUGGUCCUGUCGGUGAUCUGUUGAAGCUCCUUGGUCGGCACAACAUGAGACCAGGCCAUAUGCACUUCAAGUUUAAGAAAGAAGGCUUUGAUCCGUUAAUCACGGCACUAUAUCUUCGCGGGGAUCCGUAUGAAACGUCUGAUGCUGUCUUUGGUGUCAAGUCUUCUCUGACUGUCGACCUCGAGGCUGUCAAUACUGAUCUGAUUUCUCGCUAUGAUGUUACGGCCGACUACAAAGUACUUCGUUAUGACUUUGUCUUGGUGACAGAGGAGGAGACUGUGGCUCUGAGACAUCAAAGUAGCGAGUCGGCAAUGAAACACUUAGGAAGAUCAGUCUACUUGAUCAAUGGGUUGCCCGCAUAUAUUGACACGUAG